UAUUAUUUGAUAUUAAAAAGUUGUCGAAUUUUUUGUAAUGCAUUGUGUAAUUUUUUAAUCUAAUUGGCAUUUCAUAACUUUACUAUUACGUUAAAUUUUAUAUUUUUACUUUCCAACAUACGUAUUUCUGGUAUUGGUUAAAACGAUUAUGUCUAAACAUGAAAUUAAUCCGUAACGGAGUGUCAAAGUGUAAAAGGUUAGAAUAAACAGAACGAGCAAAGUGGUUUUAAUAUAUUAUCUGAAAUAAUAUAUAAUUGUCAAAUAUUAUGACUACAGUAACUGAAAAAUUACGUAUACUUGCUAUACAUGGAUAUGCUCAGUCAAAUAAUAUUUUCUACACAAAAUUAGGAUCCUUAAGGAAAGGAUUUAAAAAGAAUGUGGAGUUUGUAUUUUUGCAAGCACCACAUCAAGUUUCAAUGGAAAAAAAUUUUGGUACUGAUGAAUCAACAGAAGGAUAUGGAUGGUGGUUUAAUACAGAAGAUUAUAUAUUUAAAGCAACUGUACCAAGCAAUUUAUCUGUUGGUUUUGAAGACAGUGUGGCUUUGGUAGAAAAAACAAUUAAAGAGUCUGAUCCAUUUGAUGGUAUUCUAGGCUUUUCGCAAGGUGCAGCAUUUGUUACUAUACUUUGUUGUAUGCAGCAAAAAAAAUUAUUGCAAGCUAAAUUUAAGUUUGCAAUUAUUAUAUCAGGAUUUAAAUCGUUAUGCGCACCUCAUGAAAUAUAUUAUGAUGAAAAAAUAAAUAUACCUUCAUUACACAUUUAUGGAGAAAAUGAUCUAGUUAUUCCAACAGAAAUGGCAGAAGAAGUUAGUGAAAUGUUUGUAGAUAAGAAGAAAAUAAAACAUGAAGGAGGUCAUUAUAUACCAAGUAAGAAGGAGUUGUAUAAAGACUUUAUUAUGGAAAUAUUAAAUAAAAAUAAACAUAAGACAUAAUUUUUGCUUAUUAUAUCCUGACAUAUAAACAAAUUGUAACAAUAUAUAAAUACAGAGCGGAACAAAAUAAAUUUUCA
Messenger RNA from Nomia melanderi (Alkali bee), 1006 nucleotides. RefSeq names its product esterase AGAP003155. The record is from RefSeq and is a predicted model, not a curated record. Gene Ontology annotation, biological process: response to retinoic acid. Gene Ontology annotation, cellular component: nucleus; cytoplasm. Gene Ontology annotation, molecular function: hydrolase activity. NCBI's taxonomy places the organism in Eukaryota, Metazoa, Arthropoda, Insecta, Hymenoptera, Halictidae.